AUGUUCCCAUCUAAGACAGAACACCGGGCCGGGCCUACUUCUUUCCUCGGACUUUUGGGGCUUUUUCCCACUCUCCACCGGCUACAACAAGCAUCAUUUAAGAUGUCUGACAACGGGAGCAGCAUUGAUGGCCUACAAGACUCAGAAAAAAGAAGCCUGCUCAAUAGCCCGGAGGAGCGGUCUGAAGCGGAUGAGACGAGAGAGACAUCUUCAGACACCGAACCGAGCUUGAAUUUGACCACAGAUGACGGCAUCCUCUGCCAGGCCACCCCAGAAAGUCAAGGCACAGACGCAGAAAGUUCAGCUGAAAACAUCAACUUUGAAAGCACGGAAGAUUCGGACCAGUUCUUCAUCUGUGAGGAAACCCUGUUCCCUUAUGACCCAGCAGAAGAGGAGGAGCAAGGAGCGGAAGAGGAGAGAGGAGCGGCCGGAGGACAGCCUCAGGUACAGUGCCCUGAAGCUAACCGUGAUCAGUAUUUAUCAGAUGAGGAUCGGGCCCUGGAGGACUGGGUGUCCUCCGAAACAUCUGCCCUGCCCCGCCCUCGCUGGCAAGUUAUUUCCGCUCUUCGAGAGCGGCAGCUGGGUUCCAGUGCCCGCUUCGUUUAUGAGGCCUGUGGGGCGAGAGUCUUUGUGCAGCGUUUCCACCUGCUCUAUGAGCUUGAAGGCCAUCAUGGUUGUGUCAAUACUGUGCACUUUAACCAGCGUGGCACCUGGCUGGCCAGUAGCAGUGAUGAUCUUAAAGUGAUAGUGUGGGACUGGGUGCGUCAGCAGCCAGUACUGGAGUUUGCGAGUGGCCACAAAAAUAAUGUCUUUCAAGCCAAGUUCCUUCCCAAUUGUGGUGAUACCACCUUGGCCAUGUGUGCCCGUGAUGGGCAGAUACGCAUAGCAGAGCUCUCUGCUUUACCACACUGUAAGAAUACUAAGCGUGUGGCCCAGCACAGGGGAGCCUCCCAUAAGUUGGCUCUGGAGCCAGACUCCCCUUUUCAAUUCCUAACUUCAGGGGAAGAUGCAGUUGUUUUCGCCAUUGACCUCAGACAAGGCCGGCCAGCUUCCAGAGUGGUGGUAACCAAAGAGAGGGAGAAGAAGGUGGGGCUGUAUGCGAUCCAUGUGAAUCCUGCCAAUACUUACCAGUUUGCAGUGGGCGGAAGAGAUCAGUUUGUAAGAAUUUAUGACCAGAGGAAAAUUAAUGAGAAUGAGAAUAAUGGGGUACUUAAGAAAUUCUGUCCCCAUCACCUAGUCAACUGUGAUUCCAAAGCAAACAUCACCUGCCUCGUGUACAGCCACGAUGGCACAGAGCUCCUGACCAGUUAUAAUGAUGAAGAUAUUUAUCUCUUCAACUCCUCUGAUGGAGAUGGAGCCCAGUAUGUUAAGAGAUACAAGGGUCACAGAAAUAAUGCCACAAUCAAAGGUGUCAAUUUCUAUGGCCCCAGAAGUGAGUUUGUUGUGAGCGGCAGUGAUUGUGGGCACAUCUUCUUCUGGGAAAAAUCAUCUUGCCAGAUCGUUCAGUUCAUGGAGGGGGACAAGGGAGGCACCAUAAACUGUCUUGAGCCCCAUCCUUACCUACCUGUGCUCGCGACCAGUGGCCUAGAUCAUGAUGCUAAGAUCUGGGCACCCACAGCUAAAGCUACCACUGAGCUGAUUGGGUUAAAGAAUAUGAUCAAGAGAAACAAGCGAGAACGAGAUGAAGAUCGCAUACACCACACUGACCUGUUUGACAGCCACAUGCUUUGGUUCCUCAUGCGUCACCUGACACAGAGAGGUCAUCGCCAGCACUGGGGAGCUCCUGAAGCUGGAGCCAUGGAUGCAGAAUCAGAUGGGUCUUCCAGUACCUCCAAUUCAUCUGAGGAAGAAGAGAACCAAGACCGUGUGCAGUGCCUGCCGUCCUGA
Messenger RNA from Lontra canadensis (Northern American river otter), 1887 nucleotides. RefSeq names its product DDB1- and CUL4-associated factor 8-like. The coding region runs from base 1 to 1887 and encodes 628 amino acids. The record is from RefSeq and is a predicted model, not a curated record. NCBI's taxonomy places the organism in Eukaryota, Metazoa, Chordata, Mammalia, Carnivora, Mustelidae. Gene Ontology annotation, molecular function: protein binding. The transcript has 2 exons. Gene Ontology annotation, cellular component: Cul4-RING E3 ubiquitin ligase complex; cytoplasm.